Molecule: messenger RNA, 1311 nt
Organism: Fulvia fulva
Lineage: Eukaryota; Fungi; Ascomycota; Dothideomycetes; Mycosphaerellales; Mycosphaerellaceae
Product: Ribosome biogenesis protein NOP53
Exons: 1
Coding region: 1-1311 (436 amino acids)
Biological process (GO): rRNA processing; ribosomal large subunit assembly
Cellular component (GO): nucleolus
Molecular function (GO): 5S rRNA binding
Source: RefSeq, a predicted model, not a curated record
AUGGCCGACAAAGUCAAGACAGCCCCGGCGACGCACUCGCAGCCUUCGCGAAAGGGAAAGAAGGCAUGGCGCAAGAACGUCGAUGUGAGCGAAGUGCAGGAUGGAUUGGAAAAUGUUCGCGAUGAAAUCAUCAAAGGCGGUGUUAUAUCAGAAAGGGCGGCCGAUCAGCUGUUCGCAACAGACUUGGAGGGCGAUGCGGAGAUUGAGAAGACACACAAGCCAAAGAAGCUGCUGAAGGCAGACGACAUCUUGGCACAACGAAGCGCUGUUCCUGCUCUGAGUCCUGGUCGUAAGAGGAAAGCCGAAGAAGUGCCAGUGACGACCGGCAAGAAGCAGAAGAAUGGCAAGUACGUCUCACAUAGGGAGCUGCAGCGGCUGCGAAACGUGGCAGAUGGGGCAAACAUUGGCAUCAAGAUCGACGACCAAGCUGUUCACGAUGUCUGGGGAGCGCCUGUGGAAGAUGAGACAUACAAGAAGCUAGACUUUCUGGAGCCUCCCAAGCAAAAGCGCGAGCCGAAGACGCUGAAGCAUGCGCCUGUACCUCUCACCACCAGCAAGAAGCCGCUUGCACACGUUCGCAAGCCUGAAAGUGGCAAGUCGUAUAUGCCUGACGUGCACGAUUGGUCAGACCUCUUCCAGCGCGAGGGUGCUGCUGCAGUCGAAGCAGAGAAGGCAAGACUCGCUGCGGAAGCGGCACAAGCCGAGCGUGAACGCGUAGCUGCGGAGGAAGGAGCGAAGGUUGAAGCGGCAGAGAAAGAGGAGUACGCCACCGACUACGAAAGUGCAUGGGAGAGCGAGUGGGAAGGCAUCCAGAGCGAGGCAGAAAAGGAGAGUCAUACACAGAAGCAGAAGAGCCGCAAAACACCUUCAGAGAGGAAUAAGGUCAAGGCACGGAAAGAGCGAGAAGCACGAGAGAAGUGGGAGAAGAAGCAAAAGGAGAAAGACAUACAAGAGAAGCGAAUCAGGGAGAUUGCGAGGGAAGUCUCAGCAAAGGACAAGCUGCGAAGACCAGGCACAGAAUUGCAGAAGGUGGACUACUCAUCUGACUCGGACGAGAAUGAUCACCAGGUCGAGCUGCAGAAGAGGAGAUUCGGCAAGCUGCCUAUACCAGAGGCACCAGUGGAGGUGACGCUACCAGAUGAUCUGACGGAGUCGCUGAGGAGACUGAAGCCAGAGGGCAACCUGCUUACUGACCGAUACCGCAAUCUCUUGAUCAACGGCAAGCUAGAAGUGCGGAAGAAGGUUGGGCAGGUUAAGAAGAAGCAGACGUUCAGGACGGAGAAGUGGACGUAUAAGGACUUUACGGUCUGA